Trypanosoma grayi is the source of this 1911-nucleotide messenger RNA. RefSeq lists its product as hypothetical. The record is from RefSeq and is a predicted model, not a curated record. NCBI's taxonomy places the organism in Eukaryota, Euglenozoa, Kinetoplastea, Trypanosomatida, Trypanosomatidae. The coding region runs from base 1 to 1911 and encodes 636 amino acids. The transcript has a single exon.
AUGUCGGCGACGGCAGCGGGGACGCAAAGCGCCGCAACAACGACGCCACAUGUAGCGCACAUUCAGCUGCUCACGCGCAGAGUUCAACACGACGACGCGUGCCUCAACUGGAUCAAGUCGCGCUACACAACCGCUGGAGCAGUGGCGGUAAAACAUAACAUGGAGGAGGAAACGGAUGUUUUUCUGGUGCAGCUGGAGAAUGACUUGGCUGCCUGCGCCACGCACCGCUGGGCGCCGUACUCGUAUCACUCGCCAGUCUACGACGCCGCGUCGCCGCAGUACGCGAGCGGCAGAAGCAACUCCACAGAGGCGUGCAUUGAGAACCUUCCGGCGGAGGGAGCGGCGACGGCGUUUAAUGUUACGCUUCGGAACGCGCCAAGUAUGGCCGCUGAGCCGUCGCCGGACGACGUCAUGCAGUCAGAGCCGUCGCGCCAUAUCUUCACCCAGGCGGUGCGCAAAAGGGAGCAGAAGCGCAUCGCGGAGAUAAUAGAGACGGAUGCCGGCACUGGCGGCUCCAGUGCGUCGAGGCGCCCAUUCUUCGGUGGCUACUUCUCGUCACCGCUUGCCGGUGGUGCCACGCGGUUCCUGUUGUUCCCGCAGUGGAUGCACGACACCGCGGCGGGAGAUAAGCGCCCGCAGGAACUGCUGUACUUCCUGCGCGGCACUAUCAGCAGAAGGUCGGUACGCCCACGCAACAGUGACGGUGCUCCGCAAGAGGAUUCCGGUCUGAUGCGCCAGCUUCUGCAGGAGAUCAUCCUCAACGUGUCUCUGUCGCGUAAGUUCAAAACAGAAGCCCCACGGUGGAAACUCUUUAAUUGCGUGGACGCCAUUCGUACGGACCUGUACGCCAACAACGAGAGCACGGAGCGAUACUUCAGCCCAAGCAAUGAGACAGACGCCACGACGGGCAUUGCUAACGAUAAAGAUGGGGAACUCACCGCCGUAAAGUUCCGUGAUGCCGGGGCGCGUACUUCAUUUUCGUACCGGGACCCACGCAAGUCCUUCACGCUGAACAGUGCAUUCCGCGUGACACGCAACUUUUCGUAUUCGAAAGAGGCACAGGAACGCGCCGUCGCUUCUUUCGCAGUUAUGGAUGAGUACGACAGCGCUGUGCAGCGCUUCACCUCGCCGAUGGUGCACCGCCGCUUUCCUGACGCGCGGUACCACCUGCAGUGGGCAGCGGGUCCCGGCGUGGAGUACGCCACAGGCACGGUGCCGUGGACAGUGUUCGGCAAACUUGUGACGGAGUGGUGGGCCGAGUUUCCCCUCACACGCCGACUGUCGUUUCGCCUGCGCAAUCAAUCAGCAUUGGUGCAGCCGCUGUGCUGGCAGCAUCUCGCUGCGGCGCCUCAGAGGGCAGCAAUUAGUGGAGACAUUGACGAUGGGGCUGCGAGUGAGGGUGCUACUGUGACUAGUAGUGGGACUUCGUCCUGUGCUGCGACCCACGAACUCUUCUGGGCGACGCAAGGGCCGCGGUGGGACUCGCGCCUUGUGCGUGGCUUCGAAGACGACUACAAGUCGAUGCAUUAUGCGUCACACUGGUACACGCUUUUCUCAGCAGAGCUCUUGUCACACAAACAGCGGGGUAACGACCGCACGCCUAGCAAGUGGCGCCCNCCCCGUGGAAUGCUUUAUCUGAACGCGUGCUUCAUUGACUCCUUCACACGGCCACCACGCGCGUCCGUCGGUUUCUCAUUCACUGGCGCCCCGCGUCUGACGAGUGACGCCUUCAACGUCAUUACACCGUCCUCGUUUGAGUGCAGCUUCAACUGGUGGCUCAACUUUCAGAAGGAGCGUGUUUCGCUAGAGUCGGGGCUCUCAGCGGGGAGGCGCGCCGAGGACUCCAUUCUGCGGCUAUCCCCAGUCGAAACGUUCCGCCACCUACGCUGCGGGUUGACGUGGAACCUGUGA